Charadrius vociferus (killdeer) is the source of this 831-nucleotide messenger RNA. RefSeq names its product sirtuin 7 (gene SIRT7). NCBI's taxonomy places the organism in Eukaryota, Metazoa, Chordata, Aves, Charadriiformes, Charadriidae. The coding region runs from base 1 to 831 and encodes 276 amino acids. The record is from RefSeq and is a predicted model, not a curated record. The transcript has 8 exons. Gene Ontology annotation, molecular function: NAD+ binding.
AUGUGGUGCCGGGAAGAGGUAUGUGAUGAACCAGAGGAGUUAAAGAGAAAGGUGACUGAGCUGGCUGCUGCUGUCCGGAAUGCCAAGCACCUUGUCAUCUAUACAGGAGCCGGGAUCAGUACGGCAGCUUCAAUCCCGGACUACAGAGGCCCUAAUGGCAUAUGGACAUUGCUGCAGAAGGGCAGGAGCAUCAGGGCUACAGAUCUGAGUGAGGCAGAGCCCACGCUCACCCAUAUGAGCAUUGCCUGCCUACACAGGCAUCACCUGGUGCAGCAUGUGGUGUCUCAAAAUUGUGAUGGGCUGCACCUGCGGAGUGGGUUACCCCGAGCAGCAAUAUCUGAGCUUCAUGGAAACAUGUACAUAGAGGUCUGCACUUCCUGUACACCCAACAGAGAGUACGUGCGAGUAUUUGAUGUGACGGAGCGCACAGCCCUGCACAGGCAUCACACUGGCAGGAUGUGCCACAAGUGUGGGGCACAGUUGAGAGAUACAAUCGUCCACUUUGGGGAGAAGGGGACGUUGAGACAGCCCCUGAACUGGGAAGCAGCAACAGAGGCUGCAAGCAAAGCAGAUGUGAUUCUUUGUCUGGGUUCCAGCUUAAAGGUUUUGAAGAAAUACCCGCGUCUUUGGUGCAUGAGCAAGCCGCCCACUCGGCGCCCAAAGCUGUAUAUCGUGAACCUGCAGGGAGCGCUGCCGCCUCCCCCGGCGGCGGCUGUCGUCGCGCCGCGGCAGUGGGACGUUAAACCGCGGAGCCCCGGGGGGGUGUCCCGGCCGGGCUGCCGCCGUCGCCUCCCGCGGUGCCCGGCAGAGCGCACGCCGUGCCUGGACUGA